UGGCUGGGUAGCUGAGGAAGCAACCCGGAGGCGCCCUGCGUAGUCUGUGCGGACCGCCCAAGCCUGUCUUUUGGGAUAGUCUUCCUCAAACCCUGAACUGCGGGCCGGGCGGCUCGCUGCCUUGGACGCUCGGACUGCUCCGCCUUCUUCCGAGAGUUCGUGCGCGCCUUCCCCUGGGCCCGCGGCGGGGCGGAAGGCUAAGAGAAGCCCUGUGAGCAGGGACCGCCUCCGAGCCCGCCUCCGCCUCCGAGUCCCACCCGCCUCCGAGCCCGACCCCGGGAGCCCCGGCCCGGCUGAGCGAGACUGCGAGGCUUGGCUAGGAGGCUGCGCUCGUCCCCAGGUGCGCGGGUCCCCUGCCCGGGCGGACUCUCGGGGCGGCGAUCCCCGCCCUGCGCGUGACCUUGCUCCACGGCCGUGGGAGAUGUGCCUGUCUCUGGUUGAAGAACAAGUUUCUACCCAGAAAGAGCCCAGAACCAGACCGAAGAGGAGAUGGAUCAAAGGAUUCAGUCUGCAAAACACAAGACCCGGAAACAACGUGAAGAAGAAUUAAAGCCCAUAAAUCAAAAAGAAGAUGUGACAGCAUUAAAAGAACAAAUUUAUGAUUUAUCAGUGGAAAAUCAGAAGUUGAAGAAUGAGCUUUUAGAAGCACAAACAAAUAUAGCCUUUCUUCGAAGCAAACUCAGUGCUCUAAAAUGUGAUUAUGCUGACCAUAGUCUGAAUCCUAAAAGCCUGCCUCAAAGCUGCUUCAGGAGCCACUUGUACUCCGUGAGAGAGUCCAUCAAGUAUGACUCACAAAUGGAAUUCAAGCACCAGAGGGAAUUUCAAAGCUCGCAUGGGGGGCAGGAGAGUUCUGGGGGCGACGCUUCUGACACAGAUCAGGUUUUCCACCUGUGGGAUGAAGAAACAUCCGGUACCAAAGGUGCAGCUCCCAUUGUGGACUGGCAACCCCCUAGGUGUGUCAGUGGAGGCAGCACUGUCACCUCCUCCAGGAAACUCAUCCCUGCUCUCUCAUCCCAGGAAGACAAGAAGAGUGAAAACCCCAAAGCUUCCAGGUCACAGAAGGUAUACAAGAUUGUGCUUGCUGGGGAUGCUGCUGUGGGGAAGACCAGCUUCCUCAUGAGACUUUGCAAGAAUGAAUUUCGAGGAGACAUAAGUGCCACCGUAGGUGUUGAUUGUAAAAUGAAAACCCUCAUUGUAGAUGGGGAAGAGACGGUUCUGCAACUCUGGGACACAGCAGGGCUGGAGAGGUUUGGAAUUAUUUCGAAGUCUUACUUUAGAAAAGCAAGUGGCGUUCUGCUGCUGUACGAUGUUACAUGUGAGAGAAGCUUUCUUAAUGUACGAGAAUGGCUGACUAUGAUUGAGGAUGCAUCUACCCAGGUUGUUCCUAUCAUGUUGGUUGGAAACAAGUCUGAUCUACGAGCCACUGCUGCUUCGGAGGGACAGAAAUGCAUGCCAAGCCAUUUUGGAGAAAAUCUGGCCAGGACGUAUGGGGCCUUAUUCUGUGAAACAAGCGCCAAAGACGGUUCCAAUGUCGUGGAAACGGUCCUCCAUCUUGCUCGAGAAGUCAAGAAGAGAACUGAGGAGGAGGCCGACAGCAAGGCUAUCACUAUCCUGGCUGGGAUCAGCUCCAAAGAGUCAGCACAGAGGAAGAACUGUUGCAAUGCCUAAAUGCCGAAGCCCCUGGGCCCUGGUGUCUUGCAUUUCCAGAGCACUGAAUUUGUGACUUGUGUGGUCCUUAGUAAAGUGGUGCAUUCUACUGACCCUGGAGGUCGAAACUAUGGUCUCAGUUCCCCAGAACCUCAACCCUUCUUUAUUGUGAUCCUCCUUGAGUGCUUUGGGCUAUUAUUUAUUGGGUUGUAUGAGUUUAAAACAUUUCUUUUUGUUGAAAAUUGGAGCAAUUCUGUGUAGCUGUCAUUUCCUGUUUGUUAUUUGCCUGGUCAAACUUUAAAUUCCUCAAGCUUUAUUUUUUUUUUUCAAUGGAAAAUGACAGGGUAAAGAGCCACAACCUCAUUCAGCUUUUCAAAGCAUGCUUUCUUGCUAUUAGAGACAUUUAGUAUUUUUUUUGCAAGUUGAAUCCUCAGCAAUCAUAAAUUCUGGUUUUGCAUUUUAUGUUUUUGUUCCCUAAAAUAAAAAGGUUACAUUUCAGGCCAGAAAGCAUGCCUUGUUUGCGUGAAAUUGUCAAAAUAAAUGUGGGGUAGGAGCGAUUCUUCUUCUUGUAAUAUGUGGUAUCACAAAAACAAAGCUUUGCAUUUCUUAUUUGCUUCAGUGGUAUAUCCUGAGCUCAGAUGUGUUAAUAUAUGUUACUGUGUUAUUUAUUUCUUCAAAGUGUCUUGUUAUAUGUCUCACAAUCAUAGUGAUGGUUUCUAUGAGAUUUUGUUGUGUAUAAGAAAUUUCAUAUGUAUAGAUUAAGUAGGCCUCUGAGAACUGAAUAAUUGUUUUAUGAUUUUGAUUUAUAUGGUUUACAUUUUUGUAGUUUGGACCAUAUUUUAUUUAUAAUGUUUAUUUCUCUUCAAACCAUUAGUAAUUAUAUCACACAAUGUAAUUUUUACAGCAGUGCAAUUGUCUAAGGAACUACAAACAUUUUGUGCCUUGUAAAUUCAAUAAAAUAUGCUUCUUUGGGGU
Messenger RNA from Chinchilla lanigera (long-tailed chinchilla), 2622 nucleotides. It is a transcript of the gene Rasef, whose product is annotated as RAS and EF-hand domain containing. Bases 490 to 1668 code for a protein of 392 amino acids. The transcript is spliced from 12 exons. Lineage: Eukaryota; Metazoa; Chordata; Mammalia; Rodentia; Chinchillidae. Gene Ontology annotation, molecular function: GTPase activity; GTP binding. The record is from RefSeq and is a predicted model, not a curated record.